This is a messenger RNA of Chelmon rostratus (copperband butterflyfish), 3345 nucleotides long. It is a transcript of the gene limd2, whose product is annotated as LIM domain containing 2. Gene Ontology annotation, biological process: actin filament bundle assembly. Gene Ontology annotation, cellular component: actin cytoskeleton; plasma membrane. The coding region runs from base 188 to 532 and encodes 114 amino acids. Gene Ontology annotation, molecular function: actin filament binding. The record is from RefSeq and is a predicted model, not a curated record. Lineage: Eukaryota; Metazoa; Chordata; Actinopteri; Chaetodontiformes; Chaetodontidae. The transcript is spliced from 4 exons.
AAAAAAAACACUCUGUUGAAAACCGAGACGUGAAGCGAAGCGGAGGGUAGAAAUUCACCCGGCGCCGGGGCCAGCGAAUACAACAAAGCCUCCCGUAAAAGUGACUGAGAGAGCAAUUAUCAGCGUCCAGCCACUGAGUGAACGGACUCGGCGUUAUCGGCCCGUGUGUCGCAGACAAAAAGCGCAGAUGGACACCAGGAGCACCACUGAAGAGAAACCUGUCCAGCGAUCUAAGUCCUUCAGCUUUAAAACCCAAAAGGAAGUGUGUUCAUCAUGUGAGAAGACGGUCUACCCAAUGGAGAGAUUGGUUGCCAACAACCAGGUCUUCCAUUCAACAUGCUUCUGCUGCAAACACUGCAACGCCAAACUCAGCCUUGGCACCUUCGCAGCUCUUCAAGGCGAAUUUUACUGCAAACCCCACUUUAAGCAGCUGUUCAAGAGCAAAGGCAACUAUGACGAGGGCUUCGGACGCAAACAGCACAAAGAGCUCUGGGCCUCCAAGGAGACAGAUAAUACAACAAACACGGCAUAAUCGUGUCUGCCUGUGUCCCAUCACAGCCCUGCCUCUUCCUUUUCCUCCUCCUAACACCUCCAAUACAUCACGAUGAACGCAUGCCUCUUAUGCUGGGGCACUGUUAAAUCACCCACGCGCUCACUUGCUUUUGAAAUUCCAUCAGAACAGGUACAUGCACAAACAGCUAGAAAUGACUGGCCAGUCAUAAUCAUACCACUUAAAUUAAUUUUGGGGGAAUAUACUUUAGGUUUGAUUCUGUUGAUAUCUGUGUUUUCUUAAUUUUAUUUUCCUCUUUGGAAUUGGUAGUUGAUUGUGACCAAAACCCUCCUCUGGUAUGUGGAGUGUAAUAAUAAAUUUACUUUAAUUUUGCUUUUUAAAAUACUUUUUAAUCAUUUGCACCCUUUCUUUUUUGAAUAAGUAACUGUAUGCUCAGGCAGACAUAUCAGAGGGGUAACAGAGCAUCCGUGUUUUGCAGUAGAGCAUACACUCAGGUCAGUUUACACCCAAGGAUUCUACAAAAUCCUGCAUAGUUUCACUCAUUUUUAACACAACACAAAUCAAAAUAAUAGUCCUCGGUAUUGUGACUUUGCUGUCAGUUUGUCAGGUUUCAUAUAUUUGAGGAACAAACAGGGUACAGAGUACUGUAAAAUAACCGCACACAUCAGCAACAGCUCACCUCUCGUGUUUUAAUUUUUGUGUUUGCUAUCGUUGCUUCAUCCCAUGGUUUGUUGUCAUUUUAUUGACCACUUUAAGUCGUAUCCUUGCAUGUCGGGAUGAGUGGGUCUUAAUAGCCUUAUCUUAUGACUGUAUCGAUCUUUCGUGUCGUGGAUGAUUUUGUUUGUUUCAUUGAUGCAUAGGAAACCACUUUUUAAAAGUUUUCAGAAGCACUUGAGUUUGGAUUUGAUUGAUGUCAUGGCAUAAGUUGAUCCUCUCAGAGCUUUUACGGUGAAAUAUAAAUGGAAUUCUCAGAUUGUGUUUUGUAUACUAUCUGUACAUAGAGCUGUAGUUUGUGACUAGUGAACAUUCCCCAGCAUACCGUACUUUCGUCUUGCACAUGACCACGCACGAUCACCAGACCAGAUGUUGAUAAUCACCAGGAAACUGAGGCCUCGUUCAUCAACAUCUCUCACUCAUGUGAAACAUUUAAAGAAGAGCUGUAAAUGUUUGGGUGAGUUGAUUACACAUGUUUUUGUGUCAUAAAUGAGGAUGUUGAUGGACAGAGCUUACGCCUUGCUGGAAAUAACACAGUUUUGUUCCUUUGUCAUUUUACACUUGUCAGUUGUUGGCGUCUUGUGAUGAGUUUUCCCCUGCUGUAUUUGAGUGUGUUCAUAUAACUGGACAGUUUUUAUUGGGACGUAGCCAGAUCCAAUCCAAUCACAGCGUCUUGAACAUCCAUUAUUUGUUUCCCCCCAGUCUCAUCCAGUACGUGUGGACAGGUUUCCUUUUUAGAUAAAUGCCUUCCUGUUCUCAUCUCCUGUCUUAUUAGCUAAAUACAUCUUAACACCUGGACCUAUUUCUCAAUAUUGAAUUUACUGUAGUUGUCUGAUGGAGGGUUUGUCACAGUAUUGGUCCCCUGAUGUGCUCCUGCAUGUUGCAUGCUAAACCCAGUGCAGAGCACCCCCUGCUGGGGAAAGUGUGAAAGGAAGAAAAACUAAGUUGCCCGUGAACUCAACGUAGCCUUCAUUCAAAGUUUUGGAAUACGUUGCCUCGGUCUGCAGCGCAGCUGCUGCGCUCCAGCCACUUUUUAUCUUAUUUAAUUCCAACACCUAAGAGAAAUUAAUCCAGUUAGACAAGAUUUUCACCUCUAUAUUUCAUUCUACACAAAGAAUGAGUCGAAAGCCAUUCAAAUAUCUUGUUUUAGAAAACGUCUGAAUCCCGCUGAGACUUGACUGACACUUGAAUGACACAAAGUCCUUUUUGUGACUGAAGGUUUACUGUGAAUUUGAGCAUGCUGUGCAUAAUAGAAAGCUAAACUCAAGCAGAUGGAUAUUUGCCACUUUUUUUCAAAAGAGAAGCCUUAGAAAUAAAUAGCUGACCUUUAUUGAUUUUUUCAAACAAGAGCUUGGAGUGCACAGAUCUUUAGAAAUCUUCUGAUCAUGCCUUUUCAAAACCAGACCUGCUUACUUUAGAACCCCACUCUUAAACGUAGGACUACUUAACUCAACCAGCAGACAUGUCUCCUAUCUAACCAACUUUUUAUCCACAAAUGUACAAUAAUUCUAAUUCUACUGUGUGUGACAAUGUAUAUUUUAUAUUUUCCUCUUUUUUUUAUUUGACAAUGGUCCUCCGGAUCCCUGAGAAUGCUUUAAAAUCAAGAGUAUUGUAUCUAAAAAUGCUGUCUUUGUCACUCUCCGUUAGCAGUUCGCCAAGGUACAACUGCAGAAUCUGUGAUUUGCAACUUCUAGGUUUAACAGAGCAGACAAGGUACACUUUACACUGGUGCCAAGUGGCUCAGGUGAAUGAUUGCAGUGUAACGUUUUAAACCUGUGAGUCAUUUCAUUUUUGUGCUACACUUGAUGUGGACUUACUUUUCAAUGCUGUUGUCAUCGAGACAUUUUAAAUGUAUGCAUCUUUGAAAAUGUAUUCUAUAUUACAGACUUGACCUGUGGAUUGAGGUGGCCUUACAGCAAAAGAACGCAUAGACUGUUUAUGCAGUCUUUGUCCUCUAUUCUCCCUUCUCUCUAUUGCUUAGUGGUGGUAUGGAAAUUUUAAAAUGUAAGCGCCCCCUUUCUACGCCAAUAUAGUACACAAUCAUUUUGUGCAUUUUCUUGUUUUUAUUUUUAUUUUUUACAUGCUUUUGGAGAAAAAAUAAAAUGCUGGUGUUGAUUUAA